Molecule: messenger RNA, 411 nt
Organism: Insectozyma verbasci
Lineage: Eukaryota; Fungi; Ascomycota; Pichiomycetes; Serinales; Debaryomycetaceae
Source: the annotation of a GenBank genome assembly
AUGAAUAGAGGUGGUCAUUCAAGAUAUUCACACCCACCAAGAGGUGGAAGAGGCGGUUAUAGAGGCGGUGGUUAUAGAGGAAAUUAUAGAGGUUCAUCAUCUGCUCCUUAUUAUAGACCUAAUCUUGAUCGUUCGUCAUCAUCAUCAAUACCAAAUAAUCACCGUCAUUAUAAGGAUAAAAUUCAAGAUAAAUAUGGAAAUCCAUGGAUUCCUUUAUUGGAAUUAAAAGGCGAAUCAACUAUACAAAAAUUUGAAUCAAAUUUCAAAGAAUCUAAUCAAUUAAAUCAAGAAAUUCUAGUAUUAGAGAAGAAACAAAUGAAGAUUGAAUUAGAGUUGAAAAAUCUAGAGCUACAGGCUAAAAGAAUCGAAUUAAAUCAACAAGAUAUGACUGAAAAGUUGAAAAUACUUUAA